AUGGACCACUGCCCUGACUGUGUUGUACCCAAACCGACGUCUGUUACUUGUACCAUUCAUGUUGCUUCAACAGGACCACCUCCGUUACAAGACGUUCCUCCAUUAUAUUCUACUGUAACAUUUCAGAAUCAAAAGCCAUCAGUUGUUUCUAGCCAUGAUCGUGCCGUUAUUGUAUCAUCCAAACAAACAAGUUUUCCCGGUUUCGUUUCUUUUCCCAUUGUUUCUACAAAAUCAGGACCAUCAGUUUCUAAACAUGUUUCCACUACUGCUUCUGGGCCAUUCGUCGCUCUACCGUCAUGUUCUACUGUUACUUCUGGCAAUGGUACAAGGCAAUCAGUUCUUUCUUCUAUUGAUAAUGCUUCAAAUAUCGCUGCACGUUCUAAUGAUGAAGGCAUCUCACGUGUUUCAAACAGAAGACCAAGAGGCACAAGAGCAGGUAUACAGCGGCAACAAGAGCGCUUCAUGCGUUUCCUCUACAGAUUAUCGUCUGCUCACUAUAAUUGGGGACGUACAACUCGUCGAAAUACAAAUCAACAACAUCCUCCAAAUAGAUAUGAAUGAGACGUCACAUUAUGUAUUGAAAAAAUUUAUUUU
Molecule: messenger RNA, 594 nt
Organism: Wasmannia auropunctata (little fire ant)
Lineage: Eukaryota; Metazoa; Arthropoda; Insecta; Hymenoptera; Formicidae
Exons: 6
Coding region: 1-561 (186 amino acids)
Source: RefSeq, a predicted model, not a curated record